CAUAACUUUUCUGAUAAAAGGCUCUGAUUUUUCAUUUCUUGUCUCCCACAAAGUGCUUCCCAUUUCUCACGCCUGAGCCAUUAUUGUCCCUUGGCUUGAAAGCCAAGGGAUUUUGAUGAUUACGUGCUUCGCAUGCAAAGCUUUAGAACAUGUUCUUGGAUAAUCCACUGCUGAAGCAAUCAGAUUCAUUCUAUGCUGGAAGCUUACUAGCGUCUGUCAUUUCUGUUCAGAAUCUAUUACAUCCCAUUCUCAGCUUUUUGUCAUCGGUGAUACCUUGAAGUAUAUAUAAUAUACAUCAAAAACUUUGAAAGGGAAAGAAGAAAAAUGGCAUCUCUCACCCCUGGAGUGCUACUGAAGCUUCUUCAAAGUAUGAACUCUGAUGUAAAAGUUCGAGGAGAAUACAGAUCGGUUCUUCUGCAGGUGAUAAGCAUCGUGCCUGCACUAACUGGGUCUGAGCUAUGGCCUAACCAAGGUUUCUUCAUAAAAGUGUCAGACUCUUCUCAUUCAACCUAUGUCUCACUCUCAAAGCAAGACAAUGAGCUUAUCUUGAACAACAAGUUACAACUUGGGCAGUACUUGUAUGUGGAUAAAAUGGAGAGUGGGACACCAGUCCCUAUUCUUGUAGGAGUCAGGCCCGUUCCUGGAAGACACCCUUUUGAAGGAAACCCCAAGGAUUUGAUGCAGAUGUUGGAGCAAUCAGAAGGUCCUGUACAAUCUGAAGGUGAAGGAGUUAAUGGUUCUUCAAGAUCAUCAGUGGAUUUAAUGGAAGCCAAAGAGAAUCCAAGUCCAAGACAGAAGAUUGUUAUUAAAGAAGAGAAAGCUGCUGUUGCAUCCAGGUACAUGCAGGGUGUUUUAACAUCAAAUUCAAAGGUUAAUGGAGCUGACAACAAUGGAGGAAGCAAAGGAAAUGAUUUAGAGAAUGGUGGUGGAGCUAGUACUAAGAAGAUCGGAUCAAUGAAAGCAAAGCAAGAAGCUAGAGAUCAGGUACUCUCAGUGAUCCCAACUCAUAAUGGACGUGAAGUAAUCGCUCCAAAGCAAGAGGUAGCUCAACCUAGCAUCCAGGAAAUUAAUGUAACACCAUCUAAGAACACAUCUUCUACAAAACGCAGCUCUGCCAAGCAGGAAAAUUUGAACUCUAAUCUUCUGUUUCGUAGUAAAGAUAAAAGCUACACCACAGAGACAAUUUCAUGGUGCUCGUUGCCUCCCAAUCUUUUGAAGCCUGGAAAGGAAAUGCUUAGAAGAAAACACUUAGCCUCUCAGGUUGCAAUAGAGGCUCAAAAAGAAGCAUCUUCAGCAGCAAACCUUGUCAAGUGCCUAAGCAUGUUCGCCAAUCUCUGCUCUACUGCAGCAUCAGAGAAUCCUCAUCUCACAAUGAACAAAUUCUUUGCUCUGCAACAGCUCAUGGACCAACCAAACCCUGCAUCUCCAUUAAAAUAUAAAUCACUUCAGCCAUGCAAAAAUCUAUCCCCAGCAGAACCAGACAAACCAUGUAAAAAGACCGGCUUCAUGGCUGGAACAUCAUCAAAGUCUCCAAAACAAGCUGCAACCAAACUAAACGAGACACAGAGACUAGAAUGGGCCAAAGGGGAUGGUCUAAAAGAGACAAAAGAGAUGAGAGAAAUCCUUUCAAAUGAAACAAGAUCAUGGUUCUUGAAAUUCUUGGAGAAGACUUUGGAUUCUAGGUUUUCAAUGGGUUCCCGUGAGAAAAAGGGAAAGGACAGUAAGGAAAUUGCAGGGAGACAUGUAGAAGAAGCUAAUAAUAUUGCUCUCACAUUGUCUCAUCUUAAGCAAGCAAAUGAGUGGUUGGAGAAACUGAGAAGCAAGUUAGGCCCAGAGAGUGAAGGGCUAGUAGAGACUAUUGACGGAUUGAAGAAGAAAGUUUAUUCUUGCUUGCUUGUACAUGUUGACUCUGCUGCAUCAGCAUUGGAGAACCGAGCUUGAUCCUAGAAAUACUAUUUAAAGAACUCUAAUUUAUUCUGUUUCAUGCUUAAAUUAUUUCAUGUCCUUGGUCUCAAGAUUGUUAAUGGAAGUUCAUCCAGCUUCUCUUGAAAAUUCAACGAGACAUAUGAAGCCUUGGUGCAGAAGAAUACCAAGACAUUUCUUCUUUUAGGUUGAAGUUCAAUUGCCCUUGUAACUAAAUAAAGAAAAGGAUACAAAAACGAGCUUUUGCAUGAUGUAAUGUACAAGUGAUGCACAAUCAAAAACAAUAGCAAUUUUUUUUCCCCAACUCAA
Prosopis cineraria is the source of this 2232-nucleotide messenger RNA. RefSeq lists its product as uncharacterized. Bases 325 to 1941 code for a protein of 538 amino acids. NCBI's taxonomy places the organism in Eukaryota, Viridiplantae, Streptophyta, Magnoliopsida, Fabales, Fabaceae. The record is from RefSeq and is a predicted model, not a curated record. The transcript has 5 exons.